UGUAGGCACUUAAAAUGUUCAGGUCCUUAAAAUAACAAGUUGGGCUGAAGAAAUGUUUCUCCGGUAGUAAGAACUUGAAGGAGUUUCCAGAUUGUUUGAACUUCUCUGGCCGCACAAUACAGGAAGGAAGGCUGCAGCAGCCCAGGGACCUCCAGCGUCUGCAGCAUGGGCUGGUUCACUGGGAUUGCCUGUCUGUUCUGGGGUGUAUUACUUACAGCAAGAGCAAACUAUGCGAACGGGAAGAACAAUGUGCCAAGACUGAAAUUAUCGUACAAAGAAAUGUUGGAAUCCAACAAUGUGAUCACUUUCAAUGGCUUGGCCAAUAGCUCCAGUUACCACACUUUCCUUUUGGAUGAGGAACGGAGUAGGCUGUAUGUUGGAGCAAAGGAUCAUAUAUUUUCAUUCAACUUGGUGAAUAUUAAAGAUUAUCAAAAGAUUGUGUGGCCAGUGUCUUACACCAGAAGAGAUGAAUGCAAAUGGGCCGGAAAAGACAUCCUGAAAGAAUGUGCUAAUUUCAUCAAGGUCCUGAAGGCUUAUAAUCACACUCACUUGUAUGCCUGUGGAACUGGGGCUUUUCAUCCAGUUUGCACGUAUAUUGAGGUUGGACAUCAUCCUGAGGACAACAUUUUUAAACUGCAGGACUCACAUUUCGAAAAUGGUCGUGGGAAGAGUCCUUAUGACCCCAAACUGCUGACAGCCUCUCUUCUAAUAGACGGUGAGCUGUACUCGGGAACCGCCGCUGAUUUCAUGGGCCGAGACUUCGCUAUCUUCCGCACGCUGGGGCACCACCACCCCAUCAGGACAGAGCAGCAUGAUUCCCGGUGGCUCAACGAUCCUAGAUUCAUCAGUGCCCAUCUCAUCCCAGAGAGUGACAACCCUGAAGAUGACAAAGUGUAUUUUUUCUUCCGAGAAAAUGCAAUAGAUGGAGAACACUCUGGAAAAGCCACUCAUGCUAGAAUCGGCCAGAUAUGCAAGAAUGACUUUGGUGGACACAGAAGUCUUGUGAAUAAAUGGACGACGUUCCUGAAGGCACGCCUAAUUUGCUCCGUGCCAGGCCCAAAUGGCAUUGACACCCAUUUCGAUGAAUUGCAGGAUGUCUUCUUAAUGAACUCUAAAGAUCCUAAAAAUCCGAUUGUCUACGGAGUGUUCACAACAUCGAGCAACAUCUUCAAGGGAUCUGCUGUGUGUAUGUACAGUAUGAGUGACGUAAGAAGAGUGUUCCUUGGUCCAUAUGCUCACAGAGAUGGCCCCAACUAUCAGUGGGUGCCUUAUCAAGGAAGAGUGCCCUAUCCACGGCCGGGAACUUGUCCAAGUAAAACAUUUGGUGGAUUUGACUCCACAAAAGACCUUCCUGAUGAUGUCAUAACCUUUGCAAGAAGUCACCCAGCCAUGUACAAUCCAGUAUUCCCUAUUAACAACCGCCCAAUAAUGAUCAAAACAGAUGUAAAUUAUCAGUUCACACAAAUUGUUGUAGACCGAGUCGAUGCCGAAGAUGGCCAGUAUGAUGUCAUGUUCAUCGGAACAGAUGUUGGGACUGUCCUUAAGGUGGUCUCAGUCCCCAAGGAGACAUGGCAUGACUUAGAGGAGGUUCUUCUGGAAGAAAUGACAGUCUUCAGGGAACCAACAACUAUAUCAGCAAUGGAACUUUCUACGAAGCAGCAACAACUGUACAUUGGCUCAGCUGCUGGGGUGGCACAGCUUCCUCUCCAUCGCUGUGAUGUUUAUGGCAAGGCCUGUGCAGAAUGCUGCCUCGCCCGGGACCCUUACUGUGCCUGGGAUGGGUCAUCGUGCUCACGCUAUUUUCCCACUGCAAAGAGACGCACAAGACGACAAGAUAUAAGAAAUGGAGACCCACUGACUCACUGUUCAGACUUACAGCACCAUGAUAAUCACCAUGGGCACAGCCUUGAGGAGAGAAUCAUCUAUGGAGUGGAAAACAGUAGCACAUUCUUGGAAUGCAGUCCGAAGUCACAGAGAGCCUUGGUAUACUGGCAAUUUCAGAGGCGAAAUGAAGAUCGUAAAGAGGAGAUCAGAGUGGGGGACCACAUCAUCAGGACAGAACAGGGGCUUCUGCUUCGCAGUCUGCAAAAGAAGGAUUCAGGCAACUACCUGUGUCACGCUGUGGAGCACGGAUUCAUGCAGACUCUUCUUAAGGUGACCCUGGAAGUCAUCGACACAGAACAUUUAGAAGAACUUCUUCAUAAAGAUGACGAUGGAGAUGGCUCAAAGGCCAAAGAAAUGUCGAGCAGCAUGACGCCCAGCCAGAAGGUCUGGUACAGAGACUUCAUGCAGCUAAUCAACCACCCCAACCUGAACACGAUGGAUGAGUUCUGCGAACAAGUGUGGAAAAGGGACCGAAAGCAGCGGCGACAGAGGCCGGGGCACUCGCAAGGAAACAGCAACAAGUGGAAGCACAUUCAGGAGAGCAAGAAAGGUAGAAACAGGAGGACCCACGAAUUUGAGAGGGCACCCAGAAGUGUCUGAGCUACACCACCUCCAACCUCAAACAAGCAUAGACUCGCUUAGAUAAUAACUGGAAAAAUGCAAUACACGUGGACAUUUUCGUGGCAUUCUGUGGAUGUUUACAAUGGUGGGAAAUUCAACCGGGUUCCACCAAUUUAAAUGACGUCCCUGAGGAGCUUUCCCAGCCGGCUUUCUUCAGGACGCCAACACCUGACAGAGAUCACAGGUGAGCACAGAUGUUCACAUCAGCCAACUUAGUGUUUCCUCUAAGAGUUCAUUUUGCUUUCUUCUUUGCCUGAGAAAUUAAAAUGUCACUUGCCAUAUUGCCCUUGAAGCGAGAAAAACUGCGUCAGCAAAGCCAUUUUAUUGAAGCAAGAGUUGAAAAUAAACUGCAUGGAUUUAGUAAGCAGAUGAAUCUUCCAAAACGUGAUUGGAUUCAAGGAUGUUUUGUCUACCAGCACUCGUGUGUGUGUGUGUGUACUGGAGGAUUAAGACAAGGCAAAGGAAACUAAGUGAAAUAGUGUGUGGAAAUGUACAAACAUAAACCACCCAUCAUCCAGAAGAAUAAUGGAAUACAUUGAUCUACUACUGAUGUCUUCUUUCAGCUUUGAUCUAAAGAUGUAUUUUAUUAAAACUAUAAUUUAAAUGUACCAUGACAAAUAUGCAGUAAAAAUUAGCUGUUUUCUAAGCUAGAGUAGGUUUUCGUCUUACACCUUUUGUGCUAUAAUUUGUUUAAAAAUUCCAACUGUGUGCUGCUCUUUUUCACACUUUGUUUUCAGUUCUGUAAGGGUUAGUAUAUUACUUUAGAUUCAUACUCUCACCAUUAACUGUUAAUUAUUGAAACCAAGAUAAGAAUUAUGGUUUUCUCCCUUUGAGGAAAUCAAAAAAAUAGAAGGUUUUACCACCACCCCCUACUUUUAAAGGUAUUAUCUAAGUUAACUAUGACAUGCAUAAUGUUCUUAGCCAACCAAAAAAUUAAGACAGCACAGAAGGGAAGAAAACAUUGCUUAGAUGCAUUCUGAAGGAUCAAGAGAAAAAAGUACUAUGUAUCUCAUGAAAAUAGCAUUGUCUUAUUAUAGUGUUACUAAAAUGACUCUUCAUCCUUUGCUUGAAUAUUUGCAUGAUGUGUGAGACAUAUGACCUCUCAUAAUUCCACAUUCCACUCUAGGGAUUCUAUUGUUUUAUCAUUUAAUGACUUUUGACUGAGAGAGAUCAAGGACAUUUGGAACACCUCAAUGGCACAUUUCCCAACAAUUCUUUAAAUCAACUAUAUUUUCUCCACCCUAUAUAAUACAAUUAUUUGUAUGAGGAACAUAUUAAGUAUUUUCAUCUCAAUGAGAAUGAAUUUAUAAGCUAUUUUCAGAUUACACACUUCACUUAGAAAGUGCAAAACCCUUUGUUUUAUGAAUAACAUACAAGAUAAUAUAAAAUAAUUAAGAAUUUGCCCCCUUUGUUGAUUGAAAAAGGUUUCUUGAGAAUCAUUGAGUUCAAAAUUCAUAAGACUUUCUGCAUUAUGAAACAGUUCAUUGGCAUGAAUCUCAUCACUCCAGGAAUCCCCCCACAGAUCCUUCAGCAUGCACAGAAAGGCAAGUAAACACCUUCCUGCUAAUUAAUGAAGUGGCGCUGAUAUUUUAUCUCCAGUUGUCUCAGGAUUCUAAUUAACUAAACAUUAAUUUCUCACCUCAACUGCAGUAAAUUGUUAUUCCCUCUCCACUGAAAUACUUCACAGAUGGAAGCUCAUGUUUCAGUUUUAAUGAUUAUUUAAAUAAACAAUUUGUUGACAUGUCUUUCAAAUAAAAGCCUAAAAAUAUUCUACAUCUGAUUUUAGGCUCCUUGACUAACAUGGUGUUGCUUUUGGAAGUACAUCCUCAAAGGCAGGCUGAAUUGAUAAAUUCUUUGAAGAACACAGUUUUUAACAGAGAAUAUUACCGGAAAUGCUAAGUCAGAGAAAACAGGGUGCUCCAUAUAAGCCAUUCUUCAUUUUCAUAGUCUUAUCCAUCUGAACAUUUGAUGUGUGUUUCAUUCUAAAUUUGCAGCUGAAACAAGUUUAUUUGUAAUUACAUAAGUCUCUCAUUUCUUUCUAGUUCUUAACGAUAAAGGAAUUGAAGGAAUGAAGAUUGUAUGAUAACUUCAUGAAUGCCUUCCAAAAUCUGAAUGCAUUUUGUUUAGCACUAUGAAAUUGCAAUAGAAAAAAGUUUAGACUUCAAUUAAAAGUGUUACAAACAAACAAAUAUAUUGACAUGUCUUUAUCAACCACCAUGUCUGAGUUUUCAAAGGAAGUUACUAAUGUAACUUACAAAUAAAUAAAUCUAAUGAGAGUCAUAAUCUGCCAAUGUAUAUUGAGAGAGGGCAGUUUGCACGAAGAAGAAUGAAUGUCCCACUUACUAAGUUAGAUGGACUUUGGCAUAUGCAUGUGUCAUCCCAGAUGAGAUCUGCAUAGGAGAUGCAUGUGACAUACGCAUAUCACCUCAGCAGUCUUAAUGUCUGAAAAAUCAGAUACAUCACAGCGGAGAGACCAGGCCCCGCCGAUAGCAACUGUAACAUGUAAAUGCAUGUGGAUGCACACUUACUGCUUCUUUUAUGUAUAGCUUAGUGAUUUAUAGUGGUAUGUGUUUAAUAUUUUUGCUACCUACACAUUAGGCAAAGAGGUGUAAAUAAUUUUGAAAAGGUGAGGAAGAACAGCAUAAAAUACAAGUUUCUAUAGAUGCUCCAUUUCAGUGUGUUCAACAUCAUCCUGGAGUGCAAGAUUUCCCAUAUGAGUGACAAGGUGGCUUAUGUACUACUUAAGGGCGGAGAGUGUGUGCCCCUUCAUAAGCAUGCUUUUUGCCAGGUCGUAAAUUGUUCCAUAUCUGUAUUUAUCAUUGCAUUUCAGAUGGGAACUAGAAAACUGGAGAGAAAAAUGUAAUGAUAUUGCUGCUGUAAAUUAUUCCUUUUUAGCAUGUACUCAGUUGCUAAAUACACAUUUCUUCAAAAUA
Molecule: messenger RNA, 5438 nt
Organism: Peromyscus maniculatus bairdii (prairie deer mouse)
Lineage: Eukaryota; Metazoa; Chordata; Mammalia; Rodentia; Cricetidae
Gene: Sema3a
Product: semaphorin 3A
Biological process (GO): negative chemotaxis; positive regulation of cell migration; neural crest cell migration
Cellular component (GO): glutamatergic synapse; plasma membrane; axon
Molecular function (GO): semaphorin receptor binding; neuropilin binding; chemorepellent activity
Source: RefSeq, a predicted model, not a curated record